This is a messenger RNA of Monodelphis domestica (gray short-tailed opossum), 2937 nucleotides long. It is a transcript of the gene SLC25A34, whose product is annotated as solute carrier family 25 member 34. The record is from RefSeq and is a predicted model, not a curated record. Lineage: Eukaryota; Metazoa; Chordata; Mammalia; Didelphimorphia; Didelphidae.
GGAGCAGCGGCCCCCGGGAUUGGCCAGGGCCGCCAGUGGGAGCGUCUUGGCGCCCUGGGUGGGUUCCUGCCCGUCCGUCCGGGCACUGGCUGGGCUGGAGACCAGAGCUAGGACGGAGGGGACUCGAGCCCGGCCACAAUUGCGUCCUGCAGGCGGGGGGCCACCUAGAGCGGCUCCCCGCGUCCCCCCUGCCCCCCGCCGCUGCCCGCGCCCAUGCCCGCAGCCCACACCUUGCUGAGCCCGAGGGGGGCCAUGCAGACUACCCCGGCGCCCGGCGGGGCUGACGCCGCGUCCGUGUCCCCCGCCGCCGACCUCGUCCUGGGCGCCUCAGCCUGCUGCCUGGCCUGCGUCUUCACCAACCCCCUGGAGGUGGUCAAGACGAGGCUCCAGCUGCAGGGCGAGCUGCAGGCCCGGGGCACGCAUCCGCGUCCCUACCGGGGGCUCUUCCGGGCCGUGGGCGCCGUGGCGCGGGCAGACGGGCUCCGGGGACUGCAGAAGGGGCUGGGGGCGGCCCUGCUCUACCAGGGGCUCAUGAACGGCGUCCGCUUCUACUGCUACUCGCUGGCCCUGGAGGCUGGCCUCACGCAGCAGCCCGGCGGCACCGUGCUGGCAGGGGCGCUGGCUGGAGCCCUGGGCGCCUUCGUGGGGAGCCCUGCCUACCUGGUCAAAACGCAGCUCCAGGCGAAGACAGCGGCCACUGUGGCUGUUGGCCAUCAGCACGAGCACCAGAGUGUCCUUGGGGCCCUGGAAACCAUCUGGCGGCAGCAGGGUGUCCCUGGACUGUGGCGUGGGGUCGGCGGCGCUGUGCCCAGGGUCAUGGUGGGAUCAGCCGCCCAAUUGGCUACCUUCGCCUCUGCCAAAUCGUGGGUCCAGGACCACAAGUGGUUCCAGGAGGACAGCUGGCUGGUGGCCCUGGCUGGGGGCAUGAUCAGCAGCGUGGCAGUGGCUAUUGUGAUGACGCCAUUCGACGUGAUCAGCACCCGCCUGUACAACCAGCCUGUGGACCCCACAGGAAGGGGCCAGCUGUACCGGGGACUCUUGGACUGCUUGGUGAAGAUUACCCAGGCAGAGGGUCCCCUGGCUCUCUACAAGGGUCUGGGACCCGCCUACCUGCGCCUGGGCCCCCAUACGGUCCUCAGCCUGCUCUUCUGGGACGAGCUCCGAAAGCUCACCUACAGAUUCCAGCACCAGGGAGCUUAGGGCCCCUUCCUGGCCCUCUCCCAGCAGCCCUCCCUGCCCAGACUGGCUCUCCAUCCCCCUCCACCCAGCCCCUACCCCUUCUUCAUGGCACCCUGGAAAGGACUCAUAGUGGAGGAACUGGGGAGCCAAUGGGGAGCCCCCAUGGAGAAUGGGAGUCAGCGCAGCCGUCCCAAGGGACCCUGGACUGUCUGGGGGAUCGGAAUGGGUUGGCCAACGUUCAUGGGCGGCACUUGAGUUUCCACUUCUAAGAGGGCCAACUUCCUGUCCUUGUUCAGUCCUUCACAAACUGAAUCCCCCUGAGCUGAGUGUCCCAAAAUAGGAUCCCUGAUUCCCAAUGCCUCAGUGUACCCCAUCUGUGCUCCUGGGGAAAGACCUCAUGCUUGACCCAGAUACAUGGCUCAGGAUUGGAGGGAGUCAGAAAAUGGCCCACGGAUCAUCAGAUCGUAGCCAAAAGAACCUCAGAGGUUAUCUAGUGAGGACACGUUUUACAGAUGAGGAAACUGAGGCCCUGAGUGGUCACACAGGUAGCAAAAACAGAGCUGGCCUUUGCCCCUUGGGUCCUCAGACACUGAAGAUGUUCUUUAGAACAUGGAAUGUUGGGAUCCAGAAUAUACAGUUUACGACAGAGGGGAGGCAGCAUGGAGGAUGUUGGACUUGGACUCAGAAAGACGUGGGUUCAGGAUUGAGAUUAGAUGUUACCUGACUGUGUGCUCUGGGGAAAAUCAUUUCUCUGUGACUCAGUUUCCUUCAUCAGUAAAAAGCUGGAAUUGGAUCGAAUGGUCUUAAAGGUCCUCUCCAGCUCUCCUGCCGGCACUGAAAAGGAUCUCUGAGCCCACCCACCCCAGCUCCUGCCUCUCACAGAGAACUGAGUCCCAGACAAGGAAUAUGACCUGUCCAGGAUUCUAUGACAAGGGGCAGAGUCAGGAUCUGAACCCAGGUCUUCUGACACCCAGUUAUUCCACUUCCCUCUUCCAGAAGUCCCCCUGAGAGGCUGGACGGGGGGCAAGGCUGGUCCCUGUCCUCCAGAGCUGUCACAGAGCAGUAUGGUGUAUGAAUGCUGUUAAAUGAACGUCUUUCCCAUGACCUACGUCUUUCUAGGUUUCCAAUAUUCCUGGGGAUUUGGUGGGGAUCAAAGAUCACUGCCUCCAUCUCACAGAGAUAGAAACAAGCCCAGAGUGGGGCAGCAACUUAUCUAAGGUCACACAGCAAGAGAGCUCUUUGAGAUUUAUAAAGCACUUAAAAAUAUUAUCUCAUGGGGCAGCUGGGUGGCUCAGUGGAUUGAGAACUAGGUCUAGAGAUGUGAGGUCCUGGGUUCAAAUCUGGCCUCAGAUACUUCCUAGCUGUGUGACCCUGGACAAGUCACUUAAUUCCCAUCAUCCUGCUCUUACUGCUCUUCUACCUUAGAACUAAUGCGCAAUAUUUAUUCUAAGAUGGAAGUUAAGGGAACUGGGGGGAAAAACCUUAUUUCACUGAAUCCUUACAACAGCUCUGGGAGUAGGCAUUAUUAUUCUCUCCAUUUUACAGUUGAGGAAACUGAGGCAAACAGAGGUAAUUGCUCAGGUAGUAAGUGCCUGAGGCUGGAUUUGAACUUGGGUCUUCCUGACUUCACAGAGGAAGAGAGUCUACAGGAGAACACAGACAACUGACCUUGGGGCUGGGGGGCUCCCCCAGAACCCCCCCCAACACUCCAGGCCCCCUCCCCCACUCCAGGUGAAUAAAGUUUUCUAUUUUUGCUUA